AGUCCAGUAGGUAUGUAUGGAGUAAAAAAUUAAAUUUUAUAAAUAUUUCCAGCCCUGAAUAAAAAAUAUUAUUCUAAAAUAUUAGUUAAUUCGAUAUACCGUAUAUUUAAUUAGAUAAAUUCUAUUCAAAGUUAACAAAGUCUCAGAUAUUAAAAUGGCUCCAAGAAAAGGAAAAACUCCGAAAGAAGAAGUUCAAUUAUCCCUUGGACCCCAAGUUCGCGAAGGUGAAAUAGUUUUUGGUGUAGCACAUAUUUUCGCUAGUUUCAACGACACAUUUGUUCAUGUCACCGAUUUGUCCGGAAGGGAAACUAUUUCCAGGGUUACUGGAGGCAUGAAAGUUAAAGCUGAUAGAGAUGAAGCUUCUCCUUAUGCUGCUAUGUUGGCAGCACAGGAUGUAGCUGAAAAAUGCAAAACUUUAGGAAUUACUGCAUUACACAUCAAACUACGUGCUACAGGUGGAAAUAAAACUAAAACCCCAGGACCUGGUGCCCAGAGUGCACUUAGAGCUUUAGCUCGAUCAAACAUGAAAAUUGGUAGGAUUGAAGAUGUUACACCCAUCCCAUCUGAUUCAACUCGCAGGAAGGGAGGUCGCCGUGGUCGUAGAUUGUAGAGUGUUCCUCUAUAUUUAAAAAUCUAUCCAAUUUUUUGUUUAUAUCUUUUAAGUAUAUAACAUGUUCAUUCAAUAAACAUUUGACUGGAUUA
Molecule: messenger RNA, 702 nt
Organism: Diorhabda carinulata
Lineage: Eukaryota; Metazoa; Arthropoda; Insecta; Coleoptera; Chrysomelidae
Product: 40S ribosomal protein S14
Exons: 3
Coding region: 155-610 (151 amino acids)
Biological process (GO): translation; ribosomal small subunit assembly; maturation of SSU-rRNA from tricistronic rRNA transcript (SSU-rRNA, 5.8S rRNA, LSU-rRNA)
Cellular component (GO): ribosome; cytosolic small ribosomal subunit
Molecular function (GO): structural constituent of ribosome; small ribosomal subunit rRNA binding; mRNA 5'-UTR binding
Source: RefSeq, a predicted model, not a curated record